UGGCUGUGUGCCUGCCUGUGCCUGUCCGUCCCCCCACCCCCGGCCUCCGAUUUCCCCAAUCCUCCCCAGUCUCCAGUCUCCCCAUUCGCGAAAUCUCCGAGCUCGCCGGCAAGCGAACGAAGGAAGGUUCUCAGUUCUCACGGUCGUCUCGUCAAGGCGCGCGCCCUCUCGAUCCGUACUCUUCUCUCUCGAUUCGUCUGGACGUAGUCGAGUCUCGUACGGAGAUCCGGAGGACUUAGACAAGAUGGUGGCCAAUGGUGACGCACCCGCCAGAGGGAGUACCGCAGCAGCUGCAAGCCUGCGCAGGCGUAGAACCACGAGCGGUGCUGCUGGCGCUGGCGCUGGUGCCAGCUCCAUGCUUCAGUUCUACACCGAUGAGGCCGCCGGGCGCAAGAUGUCCCCGAACACCGUUCUGAUAAUGAGCAUUGGGAUCGUCGCUGUUGUUGCUAUGCUGCAUGUUUUCGGGAAGCUGUACCGCACCUCCAACUAGGUUGCUGUUACCGUGCCCAGGAAAGCAGAGUCUGUCAAGACAGGAACCUUGUAGAGCGAUUCUAAUGGAUAGCAAGUGACUAUCAAAUUCUGAAGCGGUUUUGGUGUUGUAAAAGUUUAUAGACCUUGCAAUGCCGAGCUGUGGCG
This is a messenger RNA of Setaria italica (foxtail millet), 636 nucleotides long. Its product is annotated as protein transport protein Sec61 subunit beta-like. Gene Ontology annotation, cellular component: Sec61 translocon complex; endoplasmic reticulum membrane. The record is from RefSeq and is a predicted model, not a curated record. Gene Ontology annotation, biological process: intracellular protein transport. The transcript is spliced from 2 exons. NCBI's taxonomy places the organism in Eukaryota, Viridiplantae, Streptophyta, Magnoliopsida, Poales, Poaceae. The coding region runs from base 245 to 490 and encodes 81 amino acids.